AGUACUUUUUCAGAGUUAUUAUCCCUCCAUAUAUGCAUGUUUUAGUCUUCUCCAUCAACCUGUUUUCCACAGAAAAGUCAAAAUCCAGACCUAUGUGACAUUCGCAACUAGCAUUAUGACUAGUAUCCAUUUGUAAUGCUGAGCUAUCUGAUUGGUCAAAUCAAAGUCAUUUGACUUUGGUGUCUAUUGUUUACACUUGCCACUUUUUGCAUAUUUUAAGGUGUUGAGGUUAAUUUCUGUCACUGGAUACUACUAUAAAACUUAUUUUAAGUCUGAAUUUCACAGUUAUUAAGUUGAUAGCUAACGAUUAUGGUAAACAAAUCCUAAUCAAAGUACGUUAUUCCGUCGGUGAAUAGUAGCAUUUGAGUAAUCUUUAGGUUUUCUUUCCAUUGAACACCUGCUUUUAUAGAUACGGUGAAGUUAUACUUUAAGCACCAAAAAGUACCAAUUCGCCCCUGCCCUUGGAGCGCACAUUAAGCAGGUUAGUAAAACCAGUCAAAUAACAUAACAAUCACGAAUAAGAUGUAAUAUGAUAUGAAACGGAAUAUCUGGUCAUUUUUGCAUUAUGUUUGAGGAAAAUUGAGUUGAGGUUUAGGCUAAGGAAAAUCCAAGACUGAGAGGUGUUUUUAUCACACUUCAGAGAAAGGGAUCCUGUAUAUCAGUUCCACGCCUGUCUUUCUCAAUCCAAUAUCGUUUUUACGAGCUAGUAUAAACCAAUUUGAUUUCUUUGUGCUCGCCCCUUGAUUGUCAUGUACAGGUUUCUUAUCUUCGGUAAACUGCGUAGCUCGUCCCGUCAGUCAACUGUCGCAGUAUCAUUCUACUGCUUCUCUUCUCGUAUUUUCUUAUUUUCUGCCGUAUGAUAACUCAAACUCAUACACUUUUGGGCAGUGUUAUACACUGGCUUAAUAGUCAGACAGUGUAUUUUACGAUUAAGAUAAUUUCUCUUAUAGACAUUUCUUUGUGGAAUAUAAUCAUUAAACAGACAUGAUUGUGUUUGUGCAACUAGGAGAAGGAAAUGCCUGUCAAGUAUUUUACGUCACUAAAGAUUAUGCAGUUGGUCCCUUUUUAAACCUGUCAGCUUACGAUGCGCUAGAGAGCCAGAUGGUUAAUUCAAACAAUGUAUCAGCGAUAUGUAUUUGUUCUACUGCUAUUCACUGUCAUGUGUAUUAUUCUGGGAGUAACAUUUUACUCUAGGUAUCAUAAUGCCUUUCACUAAAGAUCUUUUGUGGUAUAAAUACACUUUUGACAUAGCUUAAACCGUCUUUCAGUCAGUGGACCGCUGACUGCAACUCACUACCACAUACUUCGACUAGCACAGCAGAGUAAUAUCCUAAACCUUCAUACGUAAAAUUGAGUGGUAGUUAAUUGAUUAAGUGCAGCUUCACUUACCCGAAUAACCUCUUCAAUCCUCAUGCAUAUGUGUUCAACAAAAAUGCACACGGUUGUAUUUUCUGUAUUUGUGUAUUGUUUGACAUCCACUAGCUAAAGGUGUUGUUCUCUUCUCCUUAUACGGUAUUCAGAGGUCAGUAAAGGUAAAAGUUCUCAUUGUUAUCUUUAUCAAGUCGUUUAAAGACUAGAAUGACUUAUGGCACUGAUAGUGAGUUUUAACUUUUACGCUUGGUUUUCAUAUAAUUUCUUUUUUCUUUCAUAAUAUAAUAGUUCCGUCACAGUUAUGGAAAAUGCCAAAGCUGUCCUAAUGAAAAAGGAUGCUAUUCUUGAGCAUCCCUCUAUGCUAGCGGAAGCCAUUGAUUGUGUCCGAUAUAAUGACAUACAGACUGGACAAAACGAGGCAGAGGAAUUAUUGGUGGAAAGCUAUCAAGGGGCAAUUGAGUUUUUGUUCGAAUUGGGAACUUGGCUUACCUAUAUAGAUGAAGAUGCUCAAUCUACUCGCAAUAUAAUUGAAUCAGUUGUCAAGGAAGCUAUACUCCAAAAUUAUGAUCGUUCAAAGGCUAUAACAUGUUUAACAGAUGAAGCCUCAGCUGACACUAUGGAGUGGCUCAGUCAGAUGGUUGAAUCUCCAACUUGGCGUCGAACCAUUUAUGACUUAGCUCAGCAUCCACGUAACGAAGACUGUCCAUUUUUAUCGCUAUCUAUGCCGUGUAUUGCUGUAAAAGAAAGUCUGAUAGGUGAACUUAUAUCUGUUCCCCUUGCAUGGAAUACUCUCGGGAUAUUUCUAAAAUGCGUUAUAUACGUUUUGCAACCAUUGCUAGCUGCCGGUGAUACAGUUAAAGAUCAAACCUUUAUGUAUUCUGUAGCGUUUCUACAACCGAAACGAUGUAAUGGUUCCAUCAAUUAUUCUGUUUCACAUUCGGAAAUGGAUUCAAUGAAUUCAGACUCACUCCCACCUAUUGAUGAAAUCAAAGGUUUCGUUUCUUCUGUUGACGACAAACGACAGUCAUAUAGCUCUUCAGAGGGAGAGAAUCAUUUUCCAAGUGAUACCGCACUAGAUAUGUUGCCUCACUUUUUGGAAAUGGGUUGUCAUAGUGAACAUGGAUACUUGCUUCUCCAGUCUAUCCUUCAGUGUUUAGCACGUCGGAUGAAGGGUCAUUGUGCUCACCAUCUCAUUUGGCUUCUGGAAGCUGAAGCUUGUCGAAGGGGCCGUGACGUAAGCCGUUACACAACAUAUCUUUGCGGUUCACGAGACUAUCCUGAGAGUAUGGAUUCAAUGCAAACAAUUCUUAAGGAACAAGAUUUAAUCCCUGAAGCACUUUCACAACUUGAAAAAGCAUACAAAGGAGACGCACCUCCGCCUGUUGCACUUUUACGUCAACCCAUUUUCAUUGCACUUCUCGCUGAUGCACUGUUUGCAAGUGCAGAUCGACUAUUAAAUGAACAGUUAGAACAAUACGCCUACCUGUACAGUUAUGCUGCAAUGGUUGUUGAAGAAACUGAUCCAAUCACUGAUCGUCGUAUCUCAUGCAUUCGUACUGAAGUUGAUCGAGCGAAACACGAGGUUUUAGAAGCUAGUCGUAUCUGUCGACAGUGGAAUAAUAUGUCUGGAAGUGGAAUUAGUUUACGUGCAUUUCGAGAUCUUCCAACUCUUUUGAAAACUCUAUCAUGUCGACCUGUUUCAUUUGGUGUAUUUCGCUUUGUUCGAGUAGUUUUUCACACAAAGCGUGUUGACUUUGAGUUAAACUUGGACACUAUGAAACCUUACUGUAUAGUGGUGAAUGAACUGGCUGAGGUGAAUGUAUAUUUACGUCCUGCUCUUCUAGCGUUUAUUACAGAAUUACUAGCUUCUUCGGUUGAAGGAAUGGAGGAUUUAAGUCAGUUGGAGUACAAACGAAUGCUGGUCGGUUUACUUGUACACCUGUUAUCGUGUGGACAUGUACUUCCUGUGAUAAAUACAAUGCGUAGACUGUUUGUACGAAAUCGUGUGGACGUGUCGAUUGUCCGGCAUUUCGUUACAGAAGUCUUAAAAGUGGCCGCUCCACCAUAUAAAACAUCCUUUUUGAAUGCGCUUUAUCCUCUAGUUGUACAUCCUGAUAUCAACGAUGGAUUGAAAGCAGGAAAGGACACCGAUUAUGUGAAUGAAUUCCUUGGUAUGUGUGUAUAUAUAAGAUAUUGAAAGUCAGGCUGUAUAAAGUAUAUUUUUCCCAAUGAAUUCUCUUUAGUUGAAUUAAUGUCAGUAAAAUGUUCGAGCAUUGUGGAAUAGAUCAAAUAAAGUAUAAUUAUAUUUCAAGGGUUUACAAACAAUGAUAAGUUUUGUUAUCCGUAAUAUUUCGAGCAAAAUUACUAUCCGUGUUCACACCACUAUUGCAAUUUCAUACAUUUGGUUCCCUUGAUAAAUUUCGAUAGAGAAAGAAAGACCAGAUUUGCAGUAUAAAAUGAUAUCUUUCUAUUUCACAGGUUCUCAUCAUCUGCAAACUACCUGAAAUUACAAUGGUUAUAAAUAAUAACAUUUCAUACUUCAUUGUUUGAAAGGUAACACAGAAAGCAUUAUAAGAUAAACGCAUCCGGAAUAUAAGGAUUAAAAUUUUGUAGUUUAAGUUACCAUCAAUUUAUAUACUAUCAAACUAUGA
Molecule: messenger RNA, 4022 nt
Organism: Trichobilharzia szidati
Lineage: Eukaryota; Metazoa; Platyhelminthes; Trematoda; Strigeidida; Schistosomatidae
Source: the annotation of a GenBank genome assembly